Pseudomassariella vexata is the source of this 1485-nucleotide messenger RNA. Its product is annotated as aspartic peptidase domain-containing protein. The record is from RefSeq and is a predicted model, not a curated record. Gene Ontology annotation, molecular function: aspartic-type endopeptidase activity. Bases 1 to 1485 code for a protein of 494 amino acids. Gene Ontology annotation, biological process: proteolysis. NCBI's taxonomy places the organism in Eukaryota, Fungi, Ascomycota, Sordariomycetes, Amphisphaeriales, Pseudomassariaceae. The transcript has 4 exons.
AUGACUCUAGCCCUCGCCGCUUGCAGUCAUGCUUCAGUCACCACGCCUCGGUUGGACAACUCUGCAAUCAAAUCUAUAAGCAACUCCACAAGUUCAGGCAAAUACGUCAAGUUUCCCGUUAUUCACUCGACGAAUCGGGAUGUCUUCGCCGACGUGUGGGCGAAGCGGGGAAUUCAAACUGUGCCGCUGGCAAAUCGAUCUGAUGUAGCCUACUAUGCAAGACUUGAAAUCGGGAAUCCUCCGCAGCCGAACUAUGUUCAGUUAGACACUGGAUCGUUCGAGCUGUGGGUGAAUCCUGACUGCUCAAGUUUACAAGGGGCUUCAGACGUCCAAUUCUGCAAGGCCGUGGGGUCUUAUAACCCAUCAUCGUCUUCUAGUGCCGUGGUCACGCAGGGAACCAAGACGCUGAGGUAUGGCAUUGGCAGUGCCGAUAUCCAAUAUGUGACUGACGACAUUGGUUUCUCUGAAGGAAAUAGCCCAUUGAAGAAUGUGCAAUUUGGUGUUGCAUUGGCCACGGUAGAUGAAUUCUCCGGUAUCUUGGGAAUCGGCCACGGCGAGAAUGUGACGAUUCGGUACAAGAACUUCAUCGACGAAUUGGAGGACCAGGGUGUAACAGAUACGAAAGCUUUCAGUCUCGCGCUUGGCAGCAAGAAUGAACAGGAAGGUGUGGUGAUUUUUGGUGGUCUCGACACGGGCAAGUUCACGGGGACGCUCCAAAAACAGCCAAUCAUCCCAGCAAAGGAAGCCCCUGAUGGAGUACCAAGAUACUGGAUCGACAUGGACUUUAUGAGCCUUACGCCGCCAAGCGGGCAGACCAAGAAGUUCGCCAACACGACGAUGGCGGUGUUUCUCGACAGCGGCGCCACGUUGACAUUGCUGCCUCAAACACUAGCCGAUGCCAUUGGCGCCGACUUUGGGGCUGAUGGUACAGACUCCAGCGGGUUCUACAAGGUCGACUGCGGACUGAACGAUUUGAACGGCACUGUCGACUUUGCCUUCUCGGGUGUCACCAUUCACGUCCCAUAUAGCGAGAUGAUACGGGAGAUUCAGACCAGCUUUGGCACUCAGUGCUACCUGGGUAUCACCCCCAAUGAAGACUUUGUUCUCCUCGGUGAUACCAUGCUACGGUCAGCCUACGCUGUCUUUGACCAAUCGUCCGACGCCAUCUACCUUGCCCAGUACGUCAACUGUGGCACCGAAGAAGUCGAAAUCACCACGACGACCGACAUUGCCCAGAUUAAGGGCAAAUGCGGUGCUCCAUCCUUCAUGACGACUACGUCGACGACGGUUAGCGAGAGCACUUCAAGUAGUUCUGCCACUGCUACGGUCACUGCCGCCGCCACGGCAGGAGGUUCGUCUGUGGUUGCUGCAAGUAGCACCCCAACAGCUUCGAAUGCAAUUUCGUCGAUAGGGGCGGUCUCCAUCUACUGGCUCAGCAUUGGCAUGGCGAUGGCGGUUUCUCUUGGUUUGGCGGGGGUUGUUUGA